Molecule: messenger RNA, 2940 nt
Organism: Linum trigynum
Lineage: Eukaryota; Viridiplantae; Streptophyta; Magnoliopsida; Malpighiales; Linaceae
Source: the annotation of a GenBank genome assembly
CAGAACCAUUUUUUUUUCAAAUUCCACCGCCCCCCCCCCCCCCCCCCCACCGGAAUUUCGGGUUUCCCCUCUUCUCCUUCGAUUUUUCGGCCAUAACUCCCUCUCCCAACCUCCAAAUCACAAACUGCGAACGCUCCCACGCUCCUGGCGUCGAGGAGCACAAUUCCCAAAGGUUUGGGCUUGUUUGGACGAGGUUGUGUCGCCGGCGGCGAGUUCUCCGACGAGUCUCCGGUGUAUUUUCCGGCGACUUGGGGUGUUUUCUUCCACUUUCUUCACCUCUCUUGCGGUAUCAACUUGCGUCUCCAGGUGUGUUUUCAUUGCCUUUUAUUUUAUUUUUGGAGGAUCGAUACCUAUAGUUAGGUGAAGAAUUUGUGAUUGUGGCAUGAUUUGUGAAUGAUUUGAUAGGCCGAUGGCGCUCUUUGCUUGUUAUAUUUUUGUCUCGGGAUUUCAGUUAUUCGGCCUACCAUUUGCAUGUUGGCAUUUGUGGUGGAUCGAUUGGUGCCUAUUUGGUAUGGAUUUGGUGUUUGUUCCACCGGGGGCCUAGUCCACUGUCCAAAUCGCUCGAUUUGAGGGUCCCUGGUGUGUUUGGUUGUGAUUCUCGUGUGAUUGGUAUGCUUGUUUCACCGGGAGCCUAGUCCACUGUCCAUAUCUUUCGAUAAGGGCUCCCAGUGUGGUUUUGUCCUAACAUUGACCCUGUUCGCUUGUGUGCCAUUUGUACAUCUUUGUGCUUUGCAGGAUCAUGGAAGACUACCUCGACCAAUUGAGCAUCACCCAAUGCCAUCUGCUGCGGACCAUCCGUAACCGCACUAUCUCCGAGCACCUGCAUCUCGAUUUUGUGGUGUUCGAGGCGCUUCAUGCCAGGCCGCAGAUGGAGGCAGCUGUUCACCCCUAUGGUUGGCGGCGCCUUCUCUGCCUCGCCGAGCCGACCUACCAGGAGCUCGUCUGGGAGUUCUACGCAUCCUUCCGCCACUCCCCGAAGGGGUCAGCCGACCAUUCUGAUGCGGUUCAUUUCACGCUCGGCGGGGUGGAGCACUCCGUCAGCUACUCGGAGUUGGCCUCUGCAUUUCGGCUCAACUCCCCGCACCCCAGCGACCGGCCCCUGUACGUGGACAUCACUGAUCCCACCGACUUUGCUUCCCACGCCUACUUCCAGCGCAUUUGCCUGCCGAACCAUGUGGAUGUGCAGUACAUUGCCAGCCAGACGUGGGCCACUCUCCUCCGUCCGGUGUGGCGCAUCCUCAACCAUUUGCUCACCCAGUCCUACACCCCCAGCCGAGGCUCGUCCAACCGGGUCACACUCCAGACACUUUUCUUCAUGCAUCCUCAACCAUUUCACACCCGCCUUGAUCGUGAGCGGGACCGCGAGCGACGUCUUAUGUCCGGCCAGCACUACAUCAUGUCAUACAUGGGCUUGGACCCGAACGCAGUCCACUACCGCUUCGUGCAGUCCCCGGGGUAUGAGGACGAGUACCCUCCACCCACCGAAGAUGGUGGUGAUGCAUUCUAGUGGGGAGUGGCUGGUUUUGCACCUCAUUUGUUUUCCAGACUGAGACUCUAUGUUUUUGUUGUUUCGUUUUGUUUUUUAUUUUAUUUUGGAUUGUAGACUUUGAACUCCGGUUCUUUCACCCAGUGUGUGUCUUUUGUUGACUUUAGCUCCGUGCCUUGGACUGGUUCCCCUUUCAGUCCCCUGCUCUUGACUGGUCUGCCUCCCAGUCCCCGUUCCUGAUCUCAUUUCCUGGUAACUUCGUUCCCCUUCCAUCUGCUCCAUUGAGGACACUGUCGCAUUUAAGUGUGUGUGUGUGUGGGGGGGGGGGGGGGGGGGGGGUUCUUUGUAUUAAUUGGAACGUAUAUAUGUGUGCUUGGAGCUUAGUCCGCUGUCCAAAUCUCGAGAUUUGAGGGCUCCAAGCACUACUGUUUGCUUGAUAUUUGAUCGUAUUGGCACUGUGGAUAAGAUUAGUGAAUUGAAUGGCUUUUGACUUAAUGCAUGACAACUUGAGUGUGACUAAGACAACUUAUUAUGAUGACUGAGAUGUGCAGUAGAACUGUGUAGGGGUUCAGUUUUUCAACUGUUUGCUUACCAACUGUGACUUGGAUUGAUCACUUGCUUUUGACAGUCAUUUAUGCAUCUAGUUCAGGGAAUCAGAAUGAGAGAUAGAGCAUAUAGGUAGCCAUGUGAGACUUGAGCCUGCUCGUUUCUUUCUUGUGCGAUAGUUCCCUCUUCCAUGAUAUGCAGCAUUCACGUUGUCAUUAGCUAAGAUGAUGGAGGCGUAGGAUUAACCCACGACCAAAUUGACUGCCCUGAUGUGUCACACCCCCUAGUCAGCCCUUUGAGCCGUGUGUUAUCCUUUCUUUCGGUCUUAUGGAAAACCCCCCUUUGCAUCUUUUAGAAGGUUCCACAGAGUGGUUUCUCCAUGUUCUAUGCUGUUUCUGCUUAAUAUAAUGUGAGAGUUGGAGGUAGUUCUUGAAAAAAAUGAAAAGGGCAUGUGUUUGCAAAAAUGUGCAUAGGUGGUGGUUCUCUCAAGAAAUGAAAAAAAAAAAGAAGUGAAUGAAAGCAAAAGAGAGCCACCACCACAAAAUCUGAAUAGCGCCCAUUGAGUAGUGUUUCUUAGCAGUGUGGUUUGGAAAUACUACGUUUUUUUGUUACCUCCUUCGCUCUUGUGUUUUAAAGAAAAUGAGUAAUGCAGAAUGGCAGAAAGAAAGAGUGGUUUGAUUGACUGUGAGUGUGUUGGGUUUGGAAUUGUGGAACCUUGUGCUAUGAAUACUUUCACCACCUAAAAGGCCUUUUCCCCAUGUCGAAGACCCUAGCCAAUCAUCUGAACCUGUGUAUAAGACCUCCAGAUUAGUUAGUAGUGACACCUCAUAUGUGAACUCUAGCAUUUAGAGGCUGCCUUCAUGGUGAAGAGACGUUAGGGAUUGAGAGAAUAAGCAUGCGCUUUUUUC